CCUUUGGCUACGGCUUCGUGUCUCCGUUUUACUUUGCUUCGCUGCGCGCGGGGGUCGGUUCCCGACAGCCGCGUGUCGGUUGCGAUUCGUUUUCCUAACGACUGGCGGUUGUCAGUGGAGCCUGGGAAAGAUGUGGCCCGCUGUAAUCUCAGCAAGUGGUCAUUUAAAAUCAAAAUGCUUCAGAGCCUGUUGGAAGUAGUGGAAUAUGAGAGCCCACUCUCCAUUAUAUAGCGUUCCUGUAAGAUGCGAGUUUGUGGUGUGCUUGGAAAGCAGAGGUUUACAGGUGGUCGUAGCUUUCUUUCCUGUUGGAGCUGUGGCUCUUAGGGCACAGUCAGUCAUUCCCGUGGAUUCGAUGGGAGCAGAGACACCUUCCAUGUCAGUGAACAGGUAGAAAAGGGAAUAUUUGGACUGAGCCUACUAACUGCCUUCUUACACUCUGAAAAGCAGUGUGACUAGGCACAUACCAAGGGGAAAAACAGCAAAUUACUGCCUUAGCUGAAAAUUAGUUGGCAGUCCAAACAAAGUUUAGAGCAUUUCCAAAUUAUUGCAGGAGUGGCCUGACCUGGAGGGGACCCUUCCUUCUUUUGUCAAGAAAUAAGUCUUACAGAUGGGCCAGGCUGUCUGUAGCUGUCCAGAAGGAUCAUACAGGAUCACUUUAUUUUGCUUAAAUGGUAUUGUAUAAUCUUAAUAUUUCUGAAUGUGUUCAUACAAUAGUUGAGAGGUGGUGAUUCUGUUGGUAGUUAUAGUCCAGGGUAUGUAGAAGCAGAUUCUGGUUUAGUCUGUAUACUUUGGCUUGACAAACAAACUGAAAGAAUGGACCUUUGAACUGAUACCAUUUUUAGAUCUUAGGGAAGUACAGAACGUAACUGCUGGUCAACAGGAAUUACUUAAUUUUGUUUCUAAGUCAGUGAGCUGGCAGUGCUGCCUUGGUAAGGUAUUUACUAAGCUGCAGAGUCAUUUUUAAAGUGAAUCUGUUUCCUGAUCAGGAGGGAAAAUUACCUCUUUAUCAGUCAAAACCUGAACAUAUAGUGAACUACAGAGCCUUUGAUUACAUCAAAAUGUUUAUAUUAUAUACAGCAGAAACAGUUUUUCUGCUAGAAUUUAAUCUUUAAAAAUCCAUAAACUUUAAAGAAUGAGAGUGUCACACCUUAGAACUGUUUGUUACUUCUCCCUAAAUUUCUGACUAAUCUACUAAGAAGGCAAAAUGGAGAUGAAAUAAUUCUAGGAUACUGGAGUUUGACUUGUAGGCCCAGUCUUGAAACAGAGCACUGUGUUUAUGAAGAUCUUUUUAUAGUUGCUUAUUAGUGUGCUCAAAAUGCCUGCUUGCAGUGAAGCUUCUUGCUCAUUCAAGGGAGAAUGUGUUCUAGGCACUCUUUAAAAGCUUCAAAAACUUCCAUGUGGUUUUUGUUUACUGCAUGAUUCAGUGAGGCUUUUCUGAGCUUCUCAUAGAACAUCCUUGGAGAUUGGAUUUGGAUUUAAAAAGAAGUUCUGGAAGAAUAGUAUGGGCAAGGAGCACAGCCAGAUUGCCAUAUGCAAUGGACACUGAUCUCAGUUCCCAGGACAGGAAGGACCUGGACAAGUUCAUCAAAUUUUUUGCUUUAAAGACAGUACAAGUAAUUGUCCAGGCCCGACUUGGAGAGAAAAUCUGUACCCGUUCAUCAUCCUCCCCAACAGGUUCUGACUGGUUCAAUUUGGCAAUCAAAGAUAUACCAGAGGUUACUCAUGAAGCAAAGAAAGCCCUGGCAGGACAGCUGCCCGCUGUUGGACGGUCUAUGUGCGUGGAGAUCUCUCUCAAAACCUCAGAGGGGGACUCCAUGGAGCUGGAAAUUUGGUGUCUAGAAAUGAAUGAAAAGUGUGACAAAGAAAUCAAAGUUUCAUACACUGUAUACAACAGGCUGUCUCUACUGCUGAAGUCUUUGCUUGCUAUAACCAGAGUAACUCCAGCCUACAGACUCUCAAGGAAACAAGGCCAUGAAUAUGUAAUAUUGUACAGGAUAUAUUUUGGUGAAGUCCAGCUGAGUGGCUUGGGAGAAGGUUUUCAGACAGUCCGUGUUGGGACAGUGGGUACCCCAGUGGGCACCAUCACUUUGUCUUGUGCCUACAGAAUCAACCUUGCUUUCAUGUCAACCAGGCAGUUUGAGAGGACCCCUCCUAUCAUGGGGAUUAUAAUUGAUCACUUUGUGGACCGUCCCUAUCCCAGCUCUUCACCCAUGCAUCCCUGCAAUUACAGAGCUGGUGAGGACAAUGGUGCAGUGUACCCCUCAGUAGAAGAUUCCCAAGAAGUGUGUACCACAUCUUUUUCCACCUCUCCUCCAUCUCAGUUGAUUGGUCCAGGCAAAGAAGGGGGAGUUCCCCCAGUUCCUAGCCAGCCAGCACAUGGCACUCAAGCUGACCAAGACAGGAUGUGCACCCCACUGGAUGGAGUCCAUUACUCAGCAGCUACUCCUUCUAGCAGUGAGGACACAGAAACAGUAUCCAACAGCAGUGAAGGAAAGUGUGGCUCCCCACAUGACCUUUUGGAGACCAUCUUUGUCCGGAAGGUGGGAGCUUUUGUCAACAAACCCAUUAACCAGGUGACCAUGGCCAACUUAGACAUUCCUUUUGCCAUGUUUGCUCCCAAGAAUGUUGAGCUGGAAGAUAACGACCCCAUGGUCAAUCCUCCUGAAUCCCCAGAAACGGAAUCUCCUCUACAAGGCAGCUUACACUCAGAGGGCUCCAGUGGCAGCAGCACAGGGAACACCCAUGAUGACUUUGUUAUGAUUGACUUUAAGCCAGCAUUUUCAAAAGAUGACAUUCUUCCAAUGGACCUGGGGACAUUUUACCGUGAAUUUCAGAAUCCCCCUCAACUCAGCAGCCUCUCCAUUGACAUUGGAGCACAGUCCAUGGCAGAGGAUUUGGACUCGUUACCAGAGAAGCUGGCAGUCCAUGAGAAAAACGUCAAAGAAUUUGAUGCUUUUGUGGAAACCUUGCAGUGAAGCUGUUUCCCAGUUCUGCUGCAGCAGUUCUUUCUCCUCAAGGCAUCCUGGAGAUGACAUCAACAAAUAUCUCUAUGCCCCUGCUCUGCCUUUGUACACAUUGACUAGUUCUUUCCAUCAACUGAGCUUUCUUUUCUCUCUUCAGUGACAGAUAUGGCUCAUCUGCUGAUUCUCCUCAACUUUUCCACAUAGUUCUGGACUGCUUUUCCUGUUCACAGUCAGUUUUAAGACUUCAGUAGGGAUACAGGAGGCUCAAACUCCAGUGUAUGGAAACUUACUGUCUCCUCAGUCUGUGUUCUGUAUGGAGGGGCUUUGUGCCAAGUUGCCAGAUGCUUCCUUCCUAUGGUGUAAGUUCCCUAGGUAGAGCUUCUUGCUAACAGACAUUUUCCUACAGUCUCUGAUCCUGUAAGAGCAUAGAAAGCUUUGGCUUAUUUCCAGAGUCUCUGAGUUCAGCAAAUUCAACCGUUUGAAGUCCAGGACAUCCAUUCCACAGAACUGGGCAUUUCAUCCUGACUUCAGAGUGUGUGCUUGGAGCCCAGGGAGAGACGUCUUUGGGACCUGAAUAAUACAAGUAACCUUUGUUUUCCUGCUUCUCAGGAACUGGGUCUCUACACAGUGAUUUUGUGCAAGGCCCUCUGUUAGGUGGCUGAUAAGCAGGAGUGAAACUACAGGAAUGCUUUCCACUUUCCUUCCCGAGUGCACUGACACUCGGCCAUGCUGAGUUUAACAGUGCUGACUGUUGGCAAGCCUGCACAUAGCAGCUGUGAUGCUGAAUUCAUAGUCUCUGCUUCUGAAACAUAACUGUAAAUACUAGGAAUCCUAUUUCUUUAGGGUUAUGUAACUAGGAGUCUUAGUUCAAGAUUUUUUCCUCUAAUCCUUGCAAGCCUUCCUGCUUUAUGGUUAAUAGAUGAUCUUAAGAAUUAAAAAAUAUUUAUUGCUUUUAAAGAAACCUUAUAUUUAAAAGAUGUUCUGUUUUCAUGUUAUAGUGCGGGUCAUUCUGUCCUGAUCACUGCAGAGAGCAAGUGUGCCAUGGAACCCUGACCAGUGAGACUGGGCUCUCUUUGCAGGAAAAUAUCCAAGAUAUUUAUUUUCUAUGACAGACUUGAUUAAUAUUAUACUCUGUUUUGGGGACUGUGUGUCCAUUACAUCCAGUCAGGGCUCACUGAUAAAAUGAAAUGCACACAUCAGUGGAAUGGAGUGGCAGGGACUUGGUUAAAAGCUGUUUUCUGAUAGGCAUGGAUGAAUUUGUAGUGUUCUUUGGCCAUUCAGAAGGCAGCUUCUUUAAAGAAGCACACUUUUUUGGGAAGCUUAUGGUACUUUCUAAUCAGCUGGCUUUUGAGUAGCUGAAAUUUUAUUUUUGUAAUAAUCUGGCCAUCGACAGUGUGACUGGCUGGCAUUGCUCUAUGGGUAAUUUGGCUGUUGCAUGUCUUCUGCCUCAUGUAAGGAUGGGAGGAGAAACAGUGACACUAAGCAGAAACUUCAAUAAGGUGGGUUUUCUUGUGGUUCUCUCUCCUCCUCCCCCAUGUAACUAGAGUAAGCAACUGCAAGACCCCUUACUGUCCAAAGCCACUUUUUUUUCCCCCUUCUUUCUUUUAAGUGGAGUUGUGUUGCUUGAGUAGUGAGAAAGCAUCUUCAUUUCCUCAGAGUGGCUGAGUAACCAGCCUUCUAGGUGGUGCAGUGUGGCAGCCUCUUCAGCUUAGCUGCAUUCACAGUUGGAAGAGAUUGCCUGCAGCUGAUGGGGGAACCCCAGCUCCACUCUAGAACAGUGUAGUAUUUCUGUGCCACUGCUGGAGCAAGGAGCCAAAUUCAGAACAGAGCUUACUCUCAGGCCAGAGCAAUGCAAUGCUUUGAACUUUACGAGAUUUUUUUGUUGAAGUGUUUGGUGGGAGGCCUUGUAAGUUCUAAAACUCCAGGUAAGAGCUUCAUUGGAAAAAGUUACCCACCAGAACCUUUUUAUUUUACUCAGCCAAUUCAAGUUUUUAGCAUGGAAAUCGGUUUGUGUGUGCAAAGAUGCACAAACAUUUAAGAAAGCUUCCAAGAUGAAACAGUUUUUAACACAGCUUUAGUUACAAGGGCUGUAACAAAUACUUGAUCCCCAUCCAAGAGCCACCUUGUUUCACAAGGGUCACAGAAGGGUGCAGGAACACAAGGAAUUAAUGGAUCAACUGCCUCUCACCUGUGCUCAGGAAGUUGGUCUGCCAUUUUGUAGGAAGUAGCUCAUAGACAGGUGCUUGUCACCUUUAGUCUCUAAAGUGAUACUAUCUGGGCUGCAGAGCAGCAGAGAUGAGGCAAAGUGCUGGUUCACACUGUCUGAAUAGAGAAUAGUUGAGGUUAAAGUUCACCUAGCCAGCACUCCUGCUAUGCUCAUCUGCUGACAAGCUGUAGAGCUGGCAGGGAGCAGUGCCAUUCUUGUUAAUCCCACCCAGGAGGUCAGGGCUUGUACUUGUGCUCUUUAUUGAUGGAGUUCCUAACGUGGCUACAGCUCUCACAUCUCAUAAGGCAGAAUGUCACUGUGGCACGUUUUCUUCUCUUCAGAAGGCUGGAAAAUUGCCUAUAUAAGCUGCUAGUGUUGAGCUGGAUGGCCACAGCAAUAAGAGAUUCUCCAGGGCUGAGUUACCUGCCUCUUCUCUGGACAUUCCUCAGUUUCAACACACAGAUGCUACAUCUAGGCUCUGAGUUCCCUGACACUGCACAAAUGCUCUGCUUCAGUAAAGAUCUAGCUGCUGCUGUGGCCUGCCACAGAUUGUGUUAUGAAGGCUGUUUAUUUUAGCAGCUCUCUGCUCAACUCAAUAUUAAGGACAGUAUGUAUGUAGCUGCUGAUUUACAGAUACUUUGGGUGGAGAGGAAGGCUCCUCAAGUGUAUUGUUUUGGAAAGUCUCCGGUGUACUUCAAGUAUUCAAAGAAUUUCCAAUAAAACUUUUGUGUAAGCAAAA
Molecule: messenger RNA, 5908 nt
Organism: Sturnus vulgaris (Common starling)
Lineage: Eukaryota; Metazoa; Chordata; Aves; Passeriformes; Sturnidae
Source: RefSeq, a predicted model, not a curated record